Molecule: messenger RNA, 1613 nt
Organism: Exophiala oligosperma
Lineage: Eukaryota; Fungi; Ascomycota; Eurotiomycetes; Chaetothyriales; Herpotrichiellaceae
Product: rRNA 2'-O-methyltransferase fibrillarin
Exons: 4
Coding region: 133-1116 (327 amino acids)
Biological process (GO): rRNA methylation; box C/D sno(s)RNA 3'-end processing
Cellular component (GO): nucleolus; box C/D methylation guide snoRNP complex; small-subunit processome
Molecular function (GO): rRNA methyltransferase activity; histone H2AQ104 methyltransferase activity; RNA binding
Source: RefSeq, a predicted model, not a curated record
CUGCAACAAGAGAAGAGACAAUCCAAGGUUAUCUUUGUCGCCCAAUUUGACUGAAAAUAUCAGCUCAUCUACUCUCGGCACUUCCAACCCUUUCACCUUCUAAUCCCACAAGGAAAACACACAAGCGAAGAGAUGGCUUUCGGAGGCCCUCCACGAGGCCGCGGCGGCGGCGGUGGUGGUCGAGGAGCACCUAGAGGCGGCGCAAGAGGUGGUUUCGGUGGUGGUGGUCGCGGUGGUGGCUUCGGCGGUGGUAGAGGCGCACCAAGAGGCGGUGCUAGAGGUGGUGGCCGAGGAGCACCUCGUGGUGGUCGAGGAGGACGAGGAGGUGGACGAGGCGGUGCAAAGCCUGGUAUCAGAGGAGGUGCCAAAGUCAUCAUUGAACCACACCGACACCCCGGCGUCUUCGUAGCCCGCGGCGGCAAAGAAGAUCUCCUGGUGACCAAGAACCUCACCCCAGGCGAGUCCGUGUACGGCGAGAAGCGCAUCUCGGUUGAUGCAGCACCUGCUCCUGCUACCAACGGUUCCGCCGACGAGACCCCCGCAGCCACAAAGACGGAAUACAGAGUAUGGAACCCCUUCCGCAGCAAGUUGGCCGCCGGUAUCCUCGGUGGUCUCGACGACAUCUACAUCCGUCCCGGCGCCAGCGUGCUCUACCUGGGUGCCGCCUCGGGAACGUCCGUCUCGCACGUCGCCGACAUCGUCGGACCUACGGGCCGCGUGUACGCCGUCGAGUUCUCGCACCGAAGCGGUCGUGAUCUCAUCACCAUGGCCACUCACCGCACCAACGUCAUCCCCAUCAUCGAAGACGCCCGACACCCUCUGCGCUACCGCAUGCUCGUCGGCAUGGUCGACGUCAUCUUUGCCGACGUGGCCCAGCCCGAUCAAGCUCGUAUCGUAGGCUUGAACGCUCACCUGUUUCUGAAGGUCGGUGGCGGUGUGCUUGUUAGUAUCAAGGCAAACUGUAUCGACUCGACGGCCAAGCCAGAAGUGGUGUUUGCCUCGGAAGUGAAGAAGAUGCGCGAGGAGAGAAUCAAGCCCAGAGAGCAACUUACGCUAGAACCCUUCGAGCGAGACCACUGUAUCGUGGCUGGUAUCUAUCAGCACAGCGAACAGUAAAUUGUCCCGUCGACCUUUGCACCAUUGAUACACCAGCCAACGAGGCCGCCUCAAGUUGCUUGGUCGAAUCCAAGCUAGAUUUAGCUCUCUGUUCGCCCCGUAACUCACGGUGUCUCCGGUCUGAUGUGUGAAGUACUGUACAAUCCUCUCGUCAUCUCGGGAUAGCCUGAGCCAGCGAGGAGGGCCUGAUUGAUCGAAUUGCAAAUAUGCGGCAGGCAAAAAGGGUGUUGUGUUGUAUGGAUGGAGAAGUCAUUCGCCACGCCGAAUGGUCCAGUCCGAGGGGUUUGGGGACCGGAAGUGGAACACGGAAGCCCAAUGGUCAUGUUUCCUUCCUGUAUGAAGUGGCAAUGCUUGAACUUGAAAAAAAGGGCGUUCACGGCGUUUUCGAUGCGUUUGUUGGCAAAGGAGCCGGGCAAUGAACUAUUUUACAAGACGUCUUUAGGCUAGGUUUUAUUUUUGGUAGAAUGACCGUGUGAAACAAAAAUUUGUGCACAUUA